AUGUCUUUUGCACCUGCGCGCCCAUCAAAGAGGUACCGCCCACAUGUACCUCUCGAUAGACGCAAAAGGGCUGCGCAAGCAUGCAUCUCCUGCCGAGACGGAAAGAAGAAGUGCGUCAUGACUGCGGCAAAUCAGUGCCGAACCUGUACUCUCGCCGGCCGGACCUGCGUUUUUCGGCCCAUCUCCGAACCGCAGAGUAACACUCUUUCACGAGACUUGCCAAAAGGAAACAUCCCGAGUAGCCCGGGUAGCCUGGAUUGGGCGACAAUUGCCAUGAAUGUCUCCCGGGGCUUCCAUGAAAAAUUCCCUAGAGUAAACCUGGAUGACGAGCAAUUUCAAAUCAUCGCACAGCUCUCUAUGGAGGCUAUAUAUAAGAACCAGAACGAGCUCGUGACUGAGAAGGGAGGUCACGGCGGGGAGCCAUCCGCGUCUUCCCAACAAACCUCUUUGCCUAUUAUUGACAGUGAGACUCAAAAUGUUGAACCACCAGCCGCAAAAGUGAUUGAGAACCUUAUUUCGGCAUCCCAUGCCAGAUUUCUAGAGGCCAUCUCUGAUGUGAUUCCACCCAUCAAAGAUCAACCCCACGAUAAUUAUAACCAGAUAGGCAGCCUAGCCUCGGAGAAAACCGCCAUGGUGCUACACAAGGCUAUCGACCACCUUCCGUCUUUCGAGGAUGCUAAAGUUCUUAUUGAUACAUUCUUCACAUUUGUCGAAUCAAAUUGGUACUAUCUUGAUGAAGAGUGGUUCCGAGACCUUUUUACAGACGUUUAUCAGGGCAAUAUUGCUGCACCGCAGCCGCGGCAAUGCACCAUCGUCUGCCUUGUUUUCCUCGUAUUGGCUCUUGGGAGCUCAUUCAAGCAUCUUUCUGAAACGGACAAGUUGCUUGCUAUUAAUGGCGAGAUUCCAGGCAGUUUUUACUUUGCGCAGGCCAUGGAAUUGAUUCAAAAGGUAAUCGCUGCAAACACAAUCGAAAGCACGAUAUGCUGUCUAUUGACAUCAUUCUACCUCCUUGCAACUGAGGAUAUUUCUCACCAUCAUGUAUACCUGGGACUGGCCUUGAAUCUGGCAGUCGUUCAAUCAUUACAUUGCGAAGGAACACGCAACGACGAAACGCCUCGAGAGCGCGAGAUGAAAGUCCGACUGUUCUGGACUAUCUACAGCAUUGAACGUCAAACUUCUCGUAUAAUGGGGCUACCAAUGCUACUACGACUUGACGACGUCGCUGCCUCCUUGCCACAAAAGAAAUGGGACCUCGACAAAGACGAUUUACAUCGUAUAGAUCGAUUUGUCGCAUACAUUCAACUGACUAUAUUGCUAGACGAGUUCACUGUUGCUGGUCCCAUCGAACAAAGCUCUACAACAUACAAAUGGGCUUGCUCCAAGCAAGAAUCAUCGAGACUGUCGAUUCCCGCGUAUUUGGACGGAGUCCAGGAGUCAUUAUUUAGACCCCAUGCGCACCUUAACAUCUUAUAUAACUUGAAUUGGGUGGCUAUUGGCCGUGGAGCAUUAUUACGUCUCGUUCGGAGACAAAUCCGUCCUUCGACUGCUGAUACCAUGAGUCUAGGAGAUGAUGGGACGCAUCUCCGAUCUCAGGAGCUGGCGCACCGAUGUAUAGAGGCGGCUAGAACAACCACUGAUUGGAUCGUUCAGUUGCAGAGCCGUAACCUUCUGGCCAAGUUCUCUUUUAUGGACUUGCAUGCAUGCAGCUCAGCUGUCAUUAUUCUGCUUUUGAACGUUUUGCUUCACCCGGAUAAUCAUCAGCUAUUGGCUAUCAGCCACGGCAUAGACGCCCUACGUUUUAUGGCCGGGGGCAGCAUGUUGGCAACGAAGGCACUGCGACUCGCUGAACGCCUACAGCAAGGAGUCUAUCAAGCUACUGGGCUGGCAUACGAAGAGAUUAUUCCUAGCCGACCACCUUUGUUGACACCGACCAUUGAUCAACACUUUCCACAUGAGAGUACUCUCGGAGCUGAGAGAAACGCUCUCUCCACUGCAGCUCUAGAUGAUGGUAUGGAUAAUCACGUCGCCCCGAAUGCUACUCCACUUGACUUGGACAUAUUUACCGAUUUAGAAACAUUUUUCCUCGAUUGCUCUGAACAAAAUCGCCACUUGUUCGGAUUUGACGGCUUUGAAUCCGCAUUUGCCUCAGAGGGUGUCUAA
Molecule: messenger RNA, 2160 nt
Organism: Beauveria bassiana ARSEF 2860
Lineage: Eukaryota; Fungi; Ascomycota; Sordariomycetes; Hypocreales; Cordycipitaceae
Product: C6 transcription factor (PrnA)
Exons: 6
Coding region: 1-2160 (719 amino acids)
Biological process (GO): DNA-templated transcription; regulation of DNA-templated transcription
Molecular function (GO): DNA-binding transcription factor activity, RNA polymerase II-specific; zinc ion binding; DNA binding
Source: RefSeq, a predicted model, not a curated record